AUGUCUCCAAAUAAUUAUUACAGACCAGGCGACUACUUUAUUAGCGGAGUUAUACCUGUGCGGACAGCUGUGUACCCGACACAUGCUUUCAGGUCUAACCCUGUCCACGACUUCUUCCCACUGUUGGAAAGGAACUACCAGCAUGUCCUGGCUAUCCUUUUUGCCAUUAAUGAGAUCAAUGAAAACCCUGAGCUCUUACCCAAUAUCACCCUUGGCUACAGCAUCUAUGAAAACUGCUUCAGUGUCAGGAAUACUUAUGAAGCCACCAUAGACCUGUUCUCUACCGGACAUUGGAUGGUCCCUAAUUUCAAGUGUGGGAGGCAAGGAAAACUCCUGGCUGUUAUUCAAGGAGGGAGCUUUGAAACCUUUUUCCAGAUGGCAACCAUGCUAGAUGUUUACAAGGUCCCUCAGCUCCCCCCUUUUCUGAGAAGCGUCCAUUUCAACAGUACUACCAAGGAUGAGGUGCGUUUUGAUGAGGAUAGGGAGCUGGUGGCUGACUACGAUAUUGUGAAUUUGGUCACAUUUCCUAACGAAACUGCUGUAAGAGUGAAAGUGGGGAAGUUGGAGACCCAGGAGUCCUCAGGUCUAGAGAUGACCAUCGAUGAAGAGGCCACUGUGUGGCCCAAAUGGUUCAACCAGCCUCAAAAGGUCACCUGCCUUCUCCGCCAAACCAUCUUCAGCAUCAUCUUCUCGGUCGCCGUCUCUUCCGUGCUGGCAAAAACUAUAACUGUGUUUUUGGCAUUCAUGGCCACAAAACCAGGGAAUAGCAUUAGCAAGGUACUGGAGACAAACUAUCCGCACGUCCUGGCCAUCCUGUUUGCCAUUAAAGAGAUCAAUGAAAAUCCAGAGCUCUUACCCAACAUCACCCUUGGCUACAGCAUCUAUGAAAACUGCUUCAGCGUCAGGAAUACUUAUGAAGCCACCAUAGACCUGUUCUCUACCACACAUUGGAUGGUCCCUAAUUUCAAGUGUGGGAGGCAAGGAAAACUCCUGGCUGUUAUUCAAGGAGGGGGCUUUGAAACCUUUUUCCAGAUGGCAACCAUGCUAGAUGUUUACAAGGUCCCUCAGCUCACUUACGGUUUUGUCGACCAUAUUCUGAGUGAUAACACCCAGUUCUCCUCUUCCUACUGGAUGAGCCCCAAGGAAACUUCACAAUACAUGGGGAUAGUUCGGUUGCUCCUGCAUUUCAGGUGGAUAUGGGUCGGUGUAUUUGCUCCAAAUAAUGAUGGUGGAGAUCACUUUCUUCACCCUUUUCUGAGAAGCAUCCGCUUCAACAGUACGACCAUGGACGAAGUGUAUUUUGAUGAAGAUAGGGAGCUGGUAGCGGACUAUGAUAUUGUGAAUUUGGUCACGUUUCCUAAUGAAACUGCCAUAAGAGUGAAAGUGGGGAAGCUGGAGUCCCAAGCCUCCUCAGGCCCAAAGCUGACUCUUCACGAGGAGACCAUCAUGUGGCCCAACUGGUUUAAUAAGACCAAGCCUUGUUCUACCUGUACAGAAAGUUGCCAACCUGGAUCCCACAAGGUGGUGCCAGAAGCAAAGCCAGUUUGCUGCUACAAAUGUGUCCCAUGCAUAGAAGGAACCAUUUCUGCUCACACAGAUGCAGAUCACUGUCGUGAGUGUCUAGAAGAUCAGUACUCAAACAAUGAGAGGGAUCAGUGCUUCCCCAAGACUAUAGUCUUCCUCUCCUAUGAAGAACCACUGGGGAUUAUCUUGGCUUUCCUUGCCCUACUCUUGUGGCUAGUCGCAGGUUUCAUUUUGGGGAUCUUCAUUAAGUACCAAAGCACUGCACUAGUUAAAGCCAACAACCGAAACCUCACUUACAUCCUCCUUGCUUCUCUCCUGCUUUCCUUUUGUUCUUGCCUUCUGUUCAUUGGCCAGCCUCAAGAAGUCACCUGUCUUCUCCGCCAAACCACCUUCAGCAUCAUCUUCUCGGUUGCCGUCUCUUCCGUGCUGGCAAAAACUAUAACUGUGGUUUUGGCAUUCAUGGCCACAAAACCAGGGAACAGCAUCAGGAAGUGGGUGGGAAGGAGUUUGGCAAAUGGUAUUGUCCUCUUUGGUACUUUCAUUCAGUUUGGCAUUUGCAUUGCCUGGAUUGGAAUGUAUCCCCCAUUCCCAGAACUGGACAUGGAUUCCCAGGUCACACAGACAAUUCUGCUGUGUAAUGAAGGGUCCAUCACUAUGUUUUCCUCUGCCCUUGGCUACAUGGGCCUUCUGGCUGCCAUCUCUUUUACUGUGGCUUUCCUCGCCAGGAAGCUCCCCGGGGGUUUCAACGAAGCCAAGUUUAUCACCUUCAGCAUGCUGGUGUUUUGCUGUGUCUGGGUCUCCUUUGUGCCAACUUACUUGAGCACCAAGGGGAAAUACAUGGUGGCUGUGCAGAUCUUCUCCAUCUUGGCUUCCAGUGGUGGGCUCCUGAGUUGCAUCUUCCUUCCCAAAUGCUACAUCAUUGUCUUGAGGCCUGAUUUGAAUACAAAAGAGCACCUGAUGUUGAAAAGCAAAGAUUAA
Zootoca vivipara (common lizard) is the source of this 2502-nucleotide messenger RNA. The record is from RefSeq and is a predicted model, not a curated record. Lineage: Eukaryota; Metazoa; Chordata; Lepidosauria; Squamata; Lacertidae.